GACGUUUCAUAACAAGGAAGUAACUUUGGAAGGAACAUGAGUCGCUAAAUUCCUGUAAAAUUAAAUGUUUGUCCGGAACGCAGUGGUAGAUGUAAACGACGGUAGUUUGUUGAAGCUAAAGCUUUAAAAUGUGUGUUGUCAGAGGUCUCCAUAAAAAAUACUAGCAUAUUUGAGACGAUGCUAGUAGCUCUCUGGCUAAACGCUAACGUUAGCUAACGAAAUUACAGCAACUGGUGUUUCAAACAGCUAGCGUCAACGCUAACUUAGACUAAGUAGCCAUAUCGGAUAUUUAGACGAAUAAAGUAUAUUUAGAUACCUUUUUAGCUCCAUAGUACGGUUUGCGGUUGGGGUGUCUUUAUUUAUAUUCGUUUAGGUAGUAAAUUAAAGUAGCCUUUUCAUAGAUAAUGGAGCAAUAAAACGUAUGCUAGUUGUUAUUGGUGGCUCCCAGUGGUGGAAAGCUAGAUUAGCUGCAUUUAUGCAAGUACUGUUACACUUCGACAUUCUACUUAUUCGUCUACAGUAACGUUACAGCACAAUUCGUUUAGCAUUACUUUUAGUAAUAGAGUAGUAGUACACUGCAUUAUGUAUACUACGCUACAUUUAGAAGAAAAAUAUAGCUACUUUUCACUCCAGUACGCUAUUUGACGGCGAAAGUAACAAGUUACUUUGUAGGUUCAGGUUUAAAACCCUAAUGCAUCAACAACAUUCGAAGAAUAUUAAUAAUAAAAUAACACUAUAAGAGGAGCUUUCCAGCAAAACAAGUAUUUUUCCUCGAGUACAUUUAUCUUAUAAUACUUUUAACUGCAGGGCAUCAACCGGUAUUUUAAUUCUGUGGUAUUACUGCUUUUGAAGGAUCAGUGUACUUCUUCCACCACUGCUGUUUGCCUUAUGAUGGCGACUAGCUUGCAGUCAUAGUUUACCCUUGUGUCUAGCAACAUCAUAGCUUACAGUGCAGGUAUAUUUAAAGCACCUGCUCAGUCUGUGGAAAUGUCCAAUCUCCACACACUGUUAGUGUUCGCUCUGGUAGCAGCAGCCAGCUUCACACCUGUACACCUCCUGGAGUUCUGCCAAAGUAGUGACCAUAGCUGCCACAGUCCUGACAAAACAGCAUCAGACGCUGGCAAAUCCAGGUGGAACAUGAAUGUUUCAAACCUCAUACAGGACCUGGACCUAUUCAGCAUGUCCUGCAAGAAGCUCAUAGAAGCAUUUCCAGUCGAUGAGGUUGAUGGCAACUUUGUUCGCAUUGUAAAGAACUGCAUAUUCUCCAAAUCCAUUCCAACGCCACUGAAAGGCCCAUUAAGACUGGCAGCAGUUUCCAAGGAUGUCAUUGAAGGGAUCUUAAAUUUAGACAUGGCUGUAACGCAGUCUGAUGAGUUCCUGCAUUAUGCCAGUGGUGGCAGACUGCUACCAGGAUCUGUGCCUCUUGCACACAGAUAUGGAGGUCAUCAGUUUGGCUAUUGGGCAGGUCAGCUGGGCGAUGGUCGGGCACAUUCCCUUGGUCAGUAUACCAACAGGAAAGGAGAAGUAUGGGAACUGCAGCUUAAAGGCUCUGGCAAAACACCUUAUUCAAGGUCAGGAGAUGGUCGAGCGGUGAUCCGUUCUUCUGUCAGGGAGUUCCUGUGCAGUGAAGCCAUGCAUUUCCUGGGUGUUCCAACCAGCAGGGCUGCCAGUCUCAUUUUAAGUGAUGAGCCCGUGAUGAGGGACCAAUUCUAUGAUGGCAAUGCGAAGACAGAGAGAGGAGCUGUCGUUCUUCGGUUAGCUAAGUCAUGGUUUCGGAUAGGAUCUGUAGAAAUUUUGGCUCAAAGUGGAGAGAUAGAUCUCCUGAGAAAGCUGUUGAACUUUGUGAUUGAAGAACAUUUUUCUUCAAUCAAUUCAGAUGACCCAGAUAAAUAUUUGGUGUUUUAUUCCACAGUCGUAAAUGAAACAGCACACCUGAUUGCCCAGUGGAUGUCAGUCGGGUUUGCACACGGUGUGUGCAACACGGACAACUUCAGUCUCCUCUCUGUCACCAUUGACUACGGACCGUUUGGCUUCAUGGACUCGUAUAACCCCAAUUUUGUCCCCAACACAUCUGAUGAUGAGGGCAGAUACAGCAUAGGAGCUCAGGCCAACGUCGGACUGUUCAACCUGGAGAAACUCCUGACGGCUCUCAGUCCUGUGCUUUCUAAAACACAGCAGAAAGAGGCUAAAAUUAUUUUAAAAGGAUACGUUAAUAUUUACCAGAUGAGGAUUCAUCAGUUAUUCAAAGCUAAACUGGGCCUUCUAGGUGAAAAGGAGGAUGAUGACUACCUCAUUGCCUUCCUCCUGAAGAUGAUGGAGGACACACAGUCAGACUUCACCAUGACCUUCAGGCAGCUCAGUGAAGUCUCAGCCCAGCAGCUUCACAACAAGAACUUCACACAGACGUGGGCUCUUGAAGACCUGUCGUCUCACGAGCUCUUAUCUGAUUGGCUCAGCAUGUACCUGCUCCGGCUCAGUGGACAACAAAAUUAUAGCGAUUUGGACCGUCAAGACAGGAUGAAAAAUGUGAAUCCUCGAUAUGUGCUGAGGAACUGGAUGGCAGAGUCUGCAAUUAGGAAAGCUGAGAUAAAUGAUUUUUCAGAGGUGGAGCUGCUGCACCACAUCUUGUCCUUUCCCUUUGUUACACAAGAGACUGCAGAGGAGGCGGGCUAUGCAGCAAGACCACCAGUGUGGGCUGAGAGGUUAAAGGUCAGCUGUUCCUCUUGAGUGAGCCCUGGAUGUAGAAAAAUACUACAAUGAAGAAGAAUUACAACCUAACCCUGCUUUUAUGCUACAUUUUGGUCAAUUCUGUCAUGUCUGUGGAAUAUAUUUGGUCCAAAAUGUCAAGGUCAUGGCUGGUUAAUGCUCUUUACUACAAAGAUUAUCCACUAUGAGUGGUUACAAUGACUAACAAGAAUUAAAUGCAGUUCUCAGCACCACAGUGGAAUUAAACUCUAAUUGUAUUUUGCUCAUAAAAUUGUAUUUUGACUGCUUGACACAAACAUCUUGUGAUCCCAUACUGGCAACAAAAUAAAUACAAUACACUGUG
This is a messenger RNA of Chelmon rostratus (copperband butterflyfish), 3049 nucleotides long. RefSeq names its product protein adenylyltransferase SelO-like. NCBI's taxonomy places the organism in Eukaryota, Metazoa, Chordata, Actinopteri, Chaetodontiformes, Chaetodontidae. The record is from RefSeq and is a predicted model, not a curated record. Bases 988 to 2727 code for a protein of 579 amino acids. The transcript has 19 exons.